AUGGCUGGAGUAACACAUCUUCCUGGAGACCUUAAAUGGAGCAUUGCACAAGUGUAUGAACUCAGCAGGGAGCUGGACCACAUCGCUACAUAUAGACUAGAUUAUCGAACGAAUAAUCCAUUGACUUCAGCUGGAAUAUCGAUAAACCCAGUUUACAGUCGUGGCCUUGCUGGUGCUCCGGCUUCUGAUCAUUACAGUUGCAAGUCAUCUCUGGCGAUCCCGAGCUCCAGGUAAUCUGCGGGCAGCUACAACCCUUCUACAGCUUCCCGGCUUCCACGUCAGUGGACCGCGUAUUUUCGUUUAUUAGUUUUAUUGGAGUCAACAGAUAUUGCUGCAACUUCCGCAUUUACAUGUUUUUGUGUGCUGCGGGGCCUCGCCACAAGCGCAGGCUCUGCGACCGCGACUCCUACACCAGAGGGCCUUGAACGCCACGACUUCAAGGCAGAGACACAGAAGCUGUUGCAGAUUGUCACGCAUUCUCUGUACACGGAUAAAGAGGUGUUUAUCAGAGAGCUCAUUUCGAAUGCAUCCGACGCUUUAGAAAAACUAAGAUUUUUCCAGGCCACGCAGCAACACAGCAGUGCUCCGAGCGAGCUCCGAGUUAUUCUCAGGGCAAACCCCAAUGAAAAAACCCUGAUCAUUGAGGACAACGGCGUAGGAAUGAGCCGCGAGGAAAUCCUCCAGAAUCUAGGGACCAUUGCAAGGAGCGGAUCUCUUGAAUUCUUGCAAAAAGCAGGAGCUAAUGCCGGUAACGAUAUCAUAGGACAGUUUGGUGUAGGCUUUUACUCGAGUUUCGUUGUGUCUGAGAGGGUAGAAGUCUACAGCCGUUCGGCUGAGGGGCAGAAGGUCUUCUGUUGGUCCGCCGAUGGAUCGGGAUCGUUCACUCUCUCCCCGGCCUCCCCGGAUGUCCUUACAUCCGAAACCGGAACUAAAGUCGUCUGCCACCUGAAACCAGAAUGUACAGAGUUCGCAAAUCCGCACAGAGUAAAAGAGUGUGCGAAAAAGUUUUCGUCCUUUGUCAAUUUCCCAGUGUAUAUUGAAGAGGACGGCAAGGAAGUGCUGGUGGCCGCGCAAGACGCUUUGUGGCUCAAAUCCAGCGCCACCCCGGAGGAGCACACGCAGUUCUUUAGGUUUCUUGCAAACCAAUCCUGGGGGGAACCGAUCUAUAGCAUUAUGUUCUCUGCGGAUGCGCCGCUGAGUAUUCGUUCUGUGCUGUACUUUCCAUCGGACCCUCCGAAUCGUUUGUUUCAGUCGGGGCCUCUAGAGAGUGGCGUCGCGUUGCAUUCUCGUCGCGUCUUGGUAAAGAAAAGCGCGUCAGACAUGCUACCCAAGUGGUUGUGGUUCCUGCGUGGUGUGAUAGACUGCGAAGACAUGCCCCUAAAUGUUAGCAGAGAACACGUGCAAGAUUCACAGUUGCAGAGGAAGCUCUCUGCCGUCAUCGUCAAGCGCAUCCUGAAGUUCUUAAGUGACCAGGCUAAAUCCGACCCAGAAAAGUAUCAGACAUUUUAUCAAAAAUACUCGCAGAACAUAAAAGAAGGGGUCUUGGAGGACGCGCACAGCGGUAGUGUUUACAAGGACAUGCUGUUACCCCUGCUUCGGUUCGAGUGCUCGACGGAAGCACCCGGCAAAAUGAUCACUUUGGAGGAAUACUUGGAGGCGAUGCCCAGCACACAGAAGUACAUGUAUUAUUACUGCUGUUCAGAUCGCAAGACAGCGCUCACUUCUCCUUAUAUGGAACCAUUUGUGGGAAAGGGCCGCCCAGUGCUUUUGAUGACUGCGGAUAUCGACGAAUUUCUCGCAAUGAAUCUCUCAGACUACAAGGGCAAGCGGCUGGUAGCCGUUGACUCACCAGGGGAAGACAUUGAGCCCGAGGAGUUUGACGAUGACGGCGCUAAGGAAACGACAGAAGGGGAGAAGCCUAAGCUAGUUGGAUCCCAGCAAACAGAAUUGGCCACAUUCGUAAAGGAGAAGCUGGCGUCUCGUGUAACGACAGUAAAGUUCUCCGAGAGGCUCAUGACUGCUCCCGCAGUUGUGUCUGGUUUUCUCUCCCCCACGUUGAGGCGCAUGAUGCGGGCAACACUGCAGGGGGCCCCCGAGGCACAGCUCCAUAUUGCGAGCCUCCCGGCAACUUUGGAGCUGAAUCCUUCUCAUGAACUCGUUACCUCUCUUUACCAUCUCCGUACUACCAAUCCGGAUGUUGCGACGCUGUUGGUGGAGCAGCUGUUUGACAAUGCGUGCGUUGCUGCGGGUAUCAUGGAGGAGCCAAAAUCGAUGUUGCCACGACUCAACGAGCUGCUUUCCCUUACAGCCCGAUAUGCCUAUCACCAUGCAGGCGGACCCGUCACCUCAACACCAUCAGGAGACUCAGCUGAGUCAAAAGAUGACGCAGCCAAGGAGGCACAUGUGGCAUCUACAGCCACAGAUAACCCCGUGGCGUAA
This is a messenger RNA of Cyclospora cayetanensis, 2439 nucleotides long. Its product is annotated as chaperone protein HtpG. Gene Ontology annotation, biological process: protein folding. The record is from RefSeq and is a predicted model, not a curated record. NCBI's taxonomy places the organism in Eukaryota, Apicomplexa, Conoidasida, Eucoccidiorida, Eimeriidae. Gene Ontology annotation, molecular function: ATP-dependent protein folding chaperone; ATP binding; ATP hydrolysis activity. The transcript has 15 exons. Gene Ontology annotation, cellular component: mitochondrial inner membrane.